UUCACUUUAUGAAGUGUGCGGUAUAAUAAAUUAAAUCGCACGACUCUUAUGGGUGAGUCAAAACGGUGUCAAAACGAGAUUUUAGUUUCGAAAAGAUUUAACAUGUUUUUCGUCUCUAGCAGUGGUCAUUGGCUCAGUAAAGAAUGGCUGCCACGAAGCUGACCCAAAUCAUUGGAGAUGGGAGAAACCGAAGAGUGAGUCAAAGAGAAAACGUCACCUCAAUCGUUUAAAACCAUAUCUGGAGGUUGGAGGAAUAAUCAACUACCAAAUGUUUCUAAGAGACGUGUUUAAAUCAACAGACCUUGACCUUUGCGCAUCUGCACGACGGAGAGAGUCUGAAACAGGCACUACGGCCUUGGUCGCAAUAAUAGACGGAUCCCAGUUAAUUGUGGCGAAUGUUGGUGACUCUCGGGGUGUCAUGUGCGACUCUAAUGGAGAUCCAGUGCCAUUGUCGUUUGACCAAAAACCUGAUAGGAAAGACGAAGCCGAAAGACUCGAGAAAGCAGGUGGGAGGGUCUCGUGUGACGAUGGAGGCAUCACUCGAUUGAAUGAUUGUUUUGCGAUAUCACGAUCUCUUGGCGACCAGGCCGAGAAACUCAAACAUCAACUGAUCCCGGACCCUGAAGUUUUUAUUUUCGAUCUCUCCAAGUAUAAGCCCAAGUUUAUAGUUUUAGCUACCGACGGUCUCUAUCAUCACUUGACCAACGACCAGGUUGUCGCUUUCAUUCAUCAACGACUCCAUGAAGAUGAUUUGGGGGCAAAAAGUUUGGUGCGUUAUGCUUACCUGCUCGGAGCUAGAGAUAAUAUCACGGUCAUGGUGAUUUAUUUCGAAAACGACAAAUGGCCUCCGAAUCCUAGGAAUAGUUGGACGACUAUGAUACCAUCGGUUGUUAGACGAAAAUAUACCGAGGUGUUCGGUUACCCAGUCGAAAAACCUUGAAGUAAUAUUUUAUUAAGCUUUCAGAAGCUUACAAAUAGUCGGGGAAAUAAGUUCAAUAGUUUAUUUAUAGAAUAUUGUACUAUUCUUGAUACCUACAAUCUUUUUAGAUAGAAAGAAAAAACUUGUGCCAAUGUUCAAUUUUUCCUAAAAAUCCAGAUUAAAGAAAUAAGAUUACCGCAACAUUGAAAUAAUCUUCGAAGAGAAGCUUAAUUUUUUAAGAUGAACCGAACAUUCUAUUAACCUUGAGAAUAACAUCAAUCCGAGAGCUGGUCGUAUUAAGCUUUCUUCAAUCUUGGGGAGCGAUUUGAGACACAAGCUUUGGAGAAUAAUAUUCCAUCAAGUUUGAGCUUAUAAAAUUACAAUAAUAUUUCUUGUUUAAUCUUGUGGCUUAAGCUUUUAAGAAUAAGAUUGAAAGAAAAACCUCGUGUCGACAUUCAAAUCUUCAAGCCACCAGAGUGUGCUGAUGCUUGUCAUCUCUUCAGGCCAAAUUUCAGGCUUUCUAAAAUUUAUUUCCCCGUCUUUCAACAUCUCAAGAUUGAGACAACCUUUUGGAAAAAAUUGCAUCAAUGAAAUUCCAAGAUUGCCUCAAGGUAAAAUUUACGAUUGGGUAAAUGGAUCUGUCGCAUCAGGCAAUUUGCAAGCGGCUCAAAUGUUGUUUCGAGAAAUUGCAUCAAUACGCAUAAGCAUAAUGACGGUUUAAUGGAAAAUAUCCUUCAAAGGCACGAUCACGAGUUGGAGCGCCUUCAUUUCUUUAUGAUACUGUACGCAUUUUUAUAGAGUUAGUUUAGUUGCCUAUCCGAUUCAAACUUAGCCAAAGUCUCUAAUUUCAUUACACGCUCUUCACACU
Messenger RNA from Bemisia tabaci, 1787 nucleotides. The record is from RefSeq and is a predicted model, not a curated record. Lineage: Eukaryota; Metazoa; Arthropoda; Insecta; Hemiptera; Aleyrodidae.